AUGGAAUCUGAAGCCUCACAUCGACACAAAAAGCGGAGCAAACACACUAGUAAUGCUCCAGUUUCUUCUUCAUCAGUUCAAGAUUCAAACUUUAAAUCCACUAUUCUGCCAGAAGAGCUCGUCACUGAAAUCCUCUUGAGGCUUCCAGUAAAAUCCCUCUUGAAAUUCAGGUGUGUAUCAAAAUUCUGGCUUAAUUUAGUCACUAGCCCUGAAUUUGUCAAGACUCAUCUCAGCAUAACUGCUAAUAACAAGGACUUCACUCAUCAUAGGCUUAUGUUUAGAUUGAUGGGUCCUAAGUACAGUCUUAAGGAUUGUUCCUUGAGUACUUUUCUAUAUGACUCUAUUACUAGGACAUUUGACUUGGAUUAUCCUAUGAAAAACUCCUGUAGAUUCGUUGCGAUAGUGGGUUCUGUCAAUGGGUUGAUUUGUCUUCGCAUUGAAGAAAAAGAUUUGGUUAUCUGGAAUCCGUCAAUUAGGAAGUUCAAAAAACUGCCCGAUUCUUUAGGUACAAUAAGUACGACUCAUUUCCAUUACAUGUAUGGUUUUGAUUAUGAUGAGCUUGCUGAUGAUUAUAAAGUAGUGAGAGGUUUACGAAAUUUUAGUUCUAACAAUUCAUGUUAUAUUGAGGUCCAAAUGUAUAGUCUAAAUAGUGAUUCUUGGAGAAUCAUAGAUCAUAUUAUGAGUGAGGACCUUGCCCUGCAUACGGGUUUGUUUGUGAACGGGAAACUUCACUGGGUUAGUAAAACUUCUCGAGAUCUUCAUUCAUAUAAUGAUUGGGACAUUAUUUCUAUUGAUCUAGCUGAUGGAAAAUGGGGAAAGGUGGAUAAACCCUGCUAUGGAGAAGGAGAUCCUAACUUUACUCCAUACAUGGUAGUGUUGGGAAGUGAUUUUUCUGUGUAUUGUAAACAUCCUGAAACCUUUGCAAAUCUGUGGGUUAUGAAGACGUAUGGCGUUAGGGAAUCUUGGACAAAGAUAUCUAACAUCAACGUAAGGUAUCCAGAUUGUGCACCCUUUUGUAUGUCAAAUAACGGUGAUGUUUUGCUUGAUUUUGGAAGACAUAUCCUAGUUUACAAUCCAAAGGAUAACUCAAUCACAUAUCCAGAGGUACCCAUCUAUGAUGUCUUAUAUGAUACAAAAAUCUACAUUGAAAACCUAGUUUGGCCGAUUUCUGCAGAAGGUACCAAGGAUGCAACAACAACCAAGACUGAUCAGAUGAAGACGACGACGACAACAACAACAACCCAGUGAAAUCCCACAUCGUGGGGUUUGG
Molecule: messenger RNA, 1270 nt
Organism: Solanum dulcamara
Lineage: Eukaryota; Viridiplantae; Streptophyta; Magnoliopsida; Solanales; Solanaceae
Product: F-box/kelch-repeat protein At3g23880-like
Exons: 1
Coding region: 1-1248 (415 amino acids)
Molecular function (GO): protein binding
Source: RefSeq, a predicted model, not a curated record